UUAUGACUAGGAAACCAAGAAAAAUUGUGCCGUUAAAAAGCAAACAAUCAAAAUAUUAAAGGUGCAUAUAUGGGAGAUACUCAAUUAAAAGAUGCAUAAAACAAUGUGUCCCGAAAAGAUUUUCGAUGUAAACGUAGUUUACUAUUAUGAUUUAUUCAAUCAGUUUAACAAUAACUAUGAGAAAACAAAUGCACCAAUGGAAUUUAAACAUUUAAAAAUACAUAAAACAAUGGGUCCCAAAACGAUUUUGGACUUAAACCACUUUUGCUACUAUGAGAUAUUCAAGCAAAUUAAAAAGAACUGCGAAAAAACAAAUGCACCAGAAGAAUUAAAAUAUGUCGACUUAAUAAAUUUUGUCGUUUGCUGCAAACCGUUUCGGAAAAUGUUUUAUGAUUGGGACGAGGAAAGUUUACGCAGUUACAAAAGUUUUUUCACACUUUUUUUAAGCUCUGGAAAUGAACUAGCUAUCGACUUUUCUAAGCUAUACACAACUGUUAAGGGCUUCUCUGCGAAGGCGAAGAACAUAUAUUGGCAAUCCGUAUGCCUUGCCAUUGAAGAGAACGACAACGUGAUCAGUGUAGAAUUGAUAUACAACCCCGAAAAUUUUCACAGUGAGCACAUAGAGGUAUUUGCAUCCGUGAUGAAGGCGCUGCAGAGAAAAAACAGUUUACAAUUUUUAGAAAUAAAUAUUUCUGGGUACACCAUCGACGACCUUUCCGGAUUUGAAAACCUCGAAAAACUCGUAUUAAAUGGGACAGUGAAUGUCGAAGAGUUAUGUAGAGGGCUCUGUAAUAAAAACAACUUGAGAGAUCUAAGAGUUUUGAAUAGCGAAAUGAAGGAUGGACGGUUGGCCGAUAUUGCUCAAUAUUGUAAGCAGGUGACUAACUUUGAAUUUAAGAUGAAGGUUGACUGUGACGCCUCAGAAUACGUCCCAUUGGCAAAAAUGCAACGUCUUAAAAUGUUGACGAUUCUUGGAGAGCACGAAACGGGUACCUUAAAGCUAUUUUUUAUAGCGCUGGCCAGAAAAGAAUUCAAGCUCAGCGAAUUAUGUAUAGAGGAUGCUGAUUUAAACUAUGAGGAAACCUCGGCUUUAUCUCAGAUUACUUGUUUAAAUUAUUUAAGAUGCGGAUUUAAAGACCCCAGAAGUAUUGAGCCUAUUUCAAAAAUGGUUGACCUGAAAAAAUUAAAGAUACUUUCGAAUCAUAAUUUUAAAAGUAUUUCGCAGCAAAUGUGUAGCAUUUUAGAGGAAUCCCAGUGCGAGAUUAAAAUAUCUUUAAAUGACAGUAAAAUGAAAUAUGAUCUAAAGGGGCGACUGCUCAUUGAACUGCAUAAUAAUGAUGCUUCGGAUUAUAGAACGUUGCUCACUUUGCCAAAACUAAAGUGCGUUGAAAUAAACGGCAAUCAUAAGCGCGGUACUCUUGUAAAAUUUUUAAAAAUGCUGGACUUGGUUCAGGUUGAGAGUUUGAUAAUAUGCCAAGAUAAUUUGUUUUCAGAAUUGAUUGGUGACGGGGAGUGCUUCCCCUUGAUUUAUCCGUCGCUUGGAGUACAGGAAAUAGCAGCACUCUCUAAUUGUAGGUCCUUGAAAAAAUUAUUUUGUGAAUUUUCCGACACCGAAAGCUUACAUCUUCUGCACAAUCUUCAUGCACUUGAGGAUUUAACCAUUAUCAGAAAACGACCAAAUGGUUCACUAAAGACAUUUUUUGCCGCUCUAGCGUCCCAAGAAGUUCCAUCUCUCAAAUAUUUUCGACUCCUACAUGGGGCGAUCGAUUCAUUAGAAGCUGCUGAAUUGGCUCGGAUAAAAUCUUUGAAAAGCGUGCAGUGUGACCUUCUCGACACCCAAGACAUCGAUAAAUUUGUAGACCUAGCUAAAGGACACCUUGAAACCCUUGAAAUUACUUCUAAUCAAACCUUGCACGAAAAAUAUUCAGGAUUUCUUAAAGUUGUACAGCCCUCACCACUUAAAACACUAUUACCCAACAAUAAAAUUAACAUUUUUCCAAAAAGUAUUGGUUUUUAUUGUUGAUAAAUGAGAAAUUUUGAGAUAUACCCAGAUCAGACCCUGAAAGGUUAGAGGAUCUUAUAAUAACCUAUUGUAAAGAAAUCCUAAAGUCAUUUUUAAGGUGCUAUCUAAACUGACCAAUCAUUUUAAAAAAUUAAAUAGUCCGCGUAUCUCAUGAUUAUUAUGAGGCACUGGAACUAAUUAAUAUUAAAUAUCUUCAAAAAUUGCAUGGAUAACUAAACGAAUCACGCAGCAUUGAAUUCUUACAACAUUUAACAUUGAGGAAUUCCCACAUAACAAGUUUCCUGAGUAUAUGGUGGAUGUAGAGAGGUAAAUAUAUUUUGAAAGAAAAAUGAAAUUCUUUGAAAAUUGAGCAAAAAAAUUAAGUAUCUCAAGCAAACAAUAUUUCCGGAACUAUUAUGACAUCAUAUUUUGAAGACCGCGAAGCAGGCCCUUAGCACUUGUUGUCUAUCGAAAAAAUCUACGAUGAAGAGUAUUUGAGUCUUUUCAUAACGAUCUGUGGAUAUAAUAUACGGACUAUCCUUAUAAAAAAAUGUACUAUUAAAA
Messenger RNA from Drosophila biarmipes, 2566 nucleotides. RefSeq lists its product as uncharacterized. The transcript has 2 exons. The record is from RefSeq and is a predicted model, not a curated record. The coding region runs from base 92 to 2023 and encodes 643 amino acids. Lineage: Eukaryota; Metazoa; Arthropoda; Insecta; Diptera; Drosophilidae.